Plasmopara halstedii is the source of this 1602-nucleotide messenger RNA. RefSeq names its product Elicitin. Lineage: Eukaryota; Oomycota; Peronosporomycetes; Peronosporales; Peronosporaceae. The record is from RefSeq and is a predicted model, not a curated record. Bases 271 to 858 code for a protein of 195 amino acids. The transcript has a single exon. Gene Ontology annotation, cellular component: extracellular region.
AAAGUAGAGCAGUCAAAAGGCAGACGGCCCAUCAAGAAGGCGCGACACAGCACGGCCUUAGAGCAAUCCUUUCAUUGCAAAGUAAAUGGAUCCAGUUCAACCAGCGGUUUCUUAGAGCCUUGAGUGCUUCUUUUGUUUGUUGCAUCCUCACAGUAUGUCUAGGUCGAGUGCAAUUUCCAGUUUCCAUAACUUUUUUGGCGUAAAGCCAGAUAAUCAGCUCGGAAGCGUACAUGAGAAAGUGUCGAAAAAUCUGCUGCUGAGUGUAUCCCUAUGUUCGGUUUUCAUCACGCGUACUGCUCCGACUCUCUCUGGCGAUGCUUUGAUAAGCAUUUCAUUUCCGAGCGCACCUGCAAAGCCACAUCAUUCCGCAACUUGCCGUUGUCAACACACUUCGCUUCACUCCAUCGCUUUCUUUGCCUGUCUCAUCAGCAUCUAAAUUCCUGCCAAAUGAAUACGUUUCUUGUUACCGCUCUCGCCGCGCUGACUGUUGCCACUCUCAUCAAUGGAGAAGAUUGCUCCGGAUUCCAGCAAAGUAAAGCUUACUGGUCAAUGAAGGACCUGCUAGGUGACACCAUGAACAGCUGCUCUGAUCAAUCAGGUUACAAUAUGCUGAAGUCCACAUCGCCUCCAACUGCCAAGGACACCGCCGCUAUGUGUAAGGUGAGCAUAUGCCAUGAUUUUAUUGAACAAGUAAGGAGCACCGAUCCCCCGGACUGCGACCUCUACAUUCCCUUGAGUGGUGCUGUCAUGAACGUCAAAAGCCUGGUUGACGAGUUCAAGCCAACGUGCGAAAAAUUAGAAUCAAGAAUGUUCCUCGCCUCGACACCAAAGUCAUUCAAUUUUCGUGGUGGUGUCUAGUCAUUUCGCAUAGAAAUUUUUCAAGCUAACCUGCGAAAUAUAGGACCUGUCUCACAUUUUGCAACCUAUAUUUGCGUUGGACAGUAGACCGACCAGCAGGAGCACUGAAAAGUAAGUUUAUAAUGUGAGUUAUGUAAAUACUUUGACAUAUUUUCAGUACAUAUUCGAGUCAGACAAAGUAUCCAGUUGUCUUUAUGUAAAACCAGCUAUGUAAUUUUGAAAGUUGGUUAUAACUAGAACUUAUCAAAAAAAUUUCUCUAAGCUCUAAUCUGAUAUGAAGGGGUACUAUCCUUCGCAGAGCAUAAAUUCAACAGAAUUCCCGUUUAUUUCUGUAUUCGAGAAAAAUGUGCAUUUGCAUCCCGUGUGACGACGAUUGUUGCUGUUGCCUCUGUGGCUCGCUAACCGCUCUGUGCUGCUGCUGUGGUGGAGAUGAUCGACACCGGCACAGUCACCAUCGCCACUCGCCUCGAGCCGACCGCGUUGUCUACGUGAAUCCUGUGGUUGUCCAACAAGGCCCUCCGCAGUACGGACAUCCACAUCACAACGGCGGAUAUUACGAUCGAGUUUAAUCAGAAAAAAUCCAGCGACGAUCGAAGUCGAAAUAUUGAUACUUAAGCAAGAUACAAGACAACCAUGAUGUACUUUGCAAGUAUAGACCCCGAAGGCUGCUCAUAGACGGUACUUUUGCAUGGUAUACCGAUAGAAAAAGCAGUAAAUUUAUUUUUUGAGUCUUCUUGUUGGGAA